AUGCCAUUCCCCCAUUUAAUUUGUUUUCUUUCAAUUUUAUACGAAAUAAACCUUCCACUUGACCCAUUAAUCUAACACCAUCACACUAAUUAUAAUAUAUUCUACAUCUCGGGCAAGCAAAUUAAACAAAAUUAAUUAACUUUAAUUAUUUUAGUAACAUGCUCUUGAUCCUAGAAGAUCAAUAUAGUAAUACGCAUGCCACGUGUCGGCACGCGAUCCGUGCGAAUAUGAUAGACUAAUGCACGCAUUAUGGUAUAUAUGCACAUCAAGCUCACACACAUUGCUCCCCUUUUGAUAUCGAUAUUAUCACACACACUACACACACUUUUUUUUUUCUCAUAAUCUUCAAUCGAUUGAGCGUUAAUUUGAAGAAGGAAUUCGGAAACGAAGAAGGAGAAAUCAUCGACGACGACGACGAAGACGGCGGCGGAUCCAUGGAAGUUGGACUGAAUUUCAAGGAAACUGAGCUGUGCCUCGGCCUCCCCGGCGGAGGUGGAGGCGGAGGCGAGAGCGACGCCGUCAAGACCUCCGGCAAGAGAGGCUUCUCCGAGACGGUUGAUCUCAAGCUCAAUCUCCAUUCCGACGAGGCGGAUCUGAAGGAGGCGGCCGAGAACUCGUCCGCCGCCGCUCCUCUUAAGGAUCCGGUCAAGCCUCCUGCCAAGGCGCAAGUGGUGGGAUGGCCGCCGGUGCGGUCCUUCCGGAAGAACGCGAUGGCGAAGCAGAAGAGCGGCGGCGAGGAGGCGGCAUGCAGCGGCGGAGGGGCGGCGUUCGUGAAGGUGUCGAUGGACGGCGCGCCGUACCUCCGCAAGGUGGACCUCAAAAUGUACGCCACCUACAAGGAGCUCUCCGACGCCUUAGCUAAGAUGUUCAGCUCCUUCACCAUGGGUAACUAUGGGAGCCAAGGAAUGAUAGAUUUCAUGAAUGAGAGGAAAUUGAUGGAUUUGUUAAACAGUUCUGAAUAUGUUCCCACUUAUGAGGAUAAGGAUGGGGACUGGAUGCUCGUGGGGGAUGUUCCAUGGGAGAUGUUUGUUGAAUCUUGUAAGCGCCUCCGCAUUAUGAAAGGAUCUGAAGCCAUUGGACUUGCACCAAGAGCUAUGGAGAAAUGCAAGAGCAGGUGCUGAAGCAAUCAGUUAAUUUUACUACUUGUGAGACUUGGUUUGAUAUAUGCCCAGUAUUUGUUUUUCUUGUAAUCUUUCUUUUUUCUUUUUAAAAUUUGUUGUGUCUUCCUAUUUUAUUUCUGGGUUUUUUGUGACUGUGUCUGUAUUUUGUUAUAGUAUAUAGAUAUUGAAAAAAGAAGCAUAUGUAUUGGACAAGAAGGCAAAAUACACUCAUAUGUGUCUGGCUUGUUAUUGUGAUCUUUAUUGCUAUUAUUAUAAUUAAUUACUACUUGACUUUUAA
Salvia miltiorrhiza (redroot sage) is the source of this 1398-nucleotide messenger RNA. RefSeq names its product auxin-responsive protein IAA14-like. Gene Ontology annotation, cellular component: nucleus. The coding region runs from base 435 to 1121 and encodes 228 amino acids. Gene Ontology annotation, biological process: regulation of DNA-templated transcription. Lineage: Eukaryota; Viridiplantae; Streptophyta; Magnoliopsida; Lamiales; Lamiaceae. Gene Ontology annotation, molecular function: protein binding. The record is from RefSeq and is a predicted model, not a curated record. The transcript has 5 exons.